Molecule: messenger RNA, 504 nt
Organism: Penicillium maclennaniae
Lineage: Eukaryota; Fungi; Ascomycota; Eurotiomycetes; Eurotiales; Aspergillaceae
Exons: 2
Coding region: 1-504 (167 amino acids)
Source: RefSeq, a predicted model, not a curated record
AUGGCCAAUUCUUUGGCUCUCAUUCACUAUAUUCGGGCGCUUCUCUUCGUCUUUGCCCUUGAGCCGCUCCUUGUCACUGCUAGUUCUCAUCACAAGGCAAGUGCUCAUGAACACAUUCAUGCUCGCCGAAAUGCUCUUGCUUCUCCUGCGUCUUCGCCCGGUACAGGGCUGCCAAAGGCCACUGGGUAUGCUGAAUCCCUCGUGGAGACAACUAUGGAAGUAACUGGAACGACCCAACUGUUUAAUAUUUCUGAUCUUACGAUGUUUUCAACCGACUGUGCCAAUGAGUUAGCUGCGACGCUGGAGUGCUCGAGUGGAAUCAGAGCACAGAGCCUGGAGUACGGUCUUACAGAAAAUGACCUCGAUGAACUAGGCACAUCCGGCUGCUCGGGCUCGAUUGCGACAAUUCGAGAUUCCGUCAUUUCAAAUUGUGCUAAUGAUAUUUACACUGACGCCCCAGCGAAUGCUACAGGGGGUGUCAGCCAAACCCAUUGCCAUCGUUGA